AUGGUCAGGAAUCGCAAGGAUUCCGAGAUUGUUUCCGACCUCACGGCCACCGAGAACCAUCAGCCCAAGCAGACCUCGCCGGAAGACCCCCCUGCAUACUCUGGUAGUGAAUCGGAGGACCGUCGACUGAGCUUGGAGGCACGCAAUGAGAAGGCUAUCGAGCAGGAACCCGAUCAAGUCACCAAGAGUGCCCAUCUAGGUGUGCAAAAAGCCGAAGCUGCCGCGUUGGUAUGGAGCAAGAAGGCUGUCUACAUCACCUAUGCCUGGGUCUGGGUGUGUUUCUUCUUGCUGGCCUUGCAGAUGGCCAUUGGCACCUACGCCCAAGCCAAGGCCUAUGCCGACUUUCAAACCGCCCCGGCCAUCAGUACCGCUAGUAUCUUGGCCAGCAUCAUCGGCGGUGUGAUGAAGCUGCCUGUCGCCAAGAUCCUCAACAUCUGGGGUCGUUGUGAAGGUCUCCUCAUCUUCACCGCAAUCUACAUUCUCGGAAUCGUCAUCCUGGCCUCGUGCAACGGUCCCAGCAGCUAUGCCGCUGGUUACGUCAUCUACUACGUCGGCUACGAUGCUCUCUACAUCAGUUUGGAUAUCUUCGUCGCUGAUACCUCUGGUAUGAGGAACCGAGCCUUCGCCAUCGCCUUUGUCAGCACUCCCUUCAUUUGCACCGCCUUCACUGCUUCGCUGGCUGCCGACAGCUUCAUCUACCACACCGGUGGAUGGCGUUGGGCCUACGGUGCUUUCACCAUCAUCAUGACCGCUGUUCUGGUGCCCAUGGCUCUGGUCUUCAAGUUCUAUCAGAAGAAGGCCGAGAAGCUUGGUCUGUACAAGCACGAGCCCAGUGGCCGUACUUUUAUGCAGUCCACCGUCCAUUACAUCCAGGAAUUCGAUAUCGUGGGUGCCGUGCUCCUGAUGGCCGGUUGGAUUCUCCUCCUCUUGCCUUUCAGUUUGCAAACCGCCGGACGUGCCCAGUACAAGAGUGCCAGCUUCAUCGCUGAGAUCGUCGUCGGAGUCGUCGUGUUGGGUAUCUUUGCUGUCUGGGAGAAGUUCUUUGCCCGCGCGCAUUUCGUCAGCUAUGAAUUGCUCAAGAAGCGCACUGUCCUGGGUGCCUGCUUCUGCUCCGCCCUGAUCAACUUCAGCUUCUACUGCUGGGAUCUCUACUUCUUGUACUUCUGCUACGUCGUCUACGACCUCGACACCGCCAUGGCUGGUUACAUGACCCAGAUCUACAACGUCGGAUCUUGCUUCUGGGGUGUGGUCUUUGGUAUCUGGAUUCGCUACGUCAAGAGCUUCAAGUGGUCCUGCUUCUGCUUCGGUCUUCCGCUCCUCAUGUUGGGCGCUGGUUUGAUGAUUCACUUCCGUGGUGAUGGCGAAACCAACCAACUCCCUUACACCGUCAUGUGCCAGAUCUUCAUCGCUUUCGGUGGUGGUACCUUGGUUAUCGGUAACCAGAUGGCCGUCAUGGCCUCUUCUGACCGUGAGAACGUUCCCCUCAUGCUUGCCCUCAUCGGUCUCUUCGCCAGUCUGGGUGGUGCUAUCGGAAACGCUGUCUCUGCCGCCAUCUACAGCAAUACCUUCGUCGACGCGCUGACCUCUGCCCUUCCCGACGACCUCAAGGGCAACGCCACGCAAAUCUCCAACGGCGGUUGGGCCCUUCAGCAGACCUACCCCCUGGGCUCUCCAAGCCGUAACGCUGCCAACUAUGCCUGGGGUUACAGCCAGAAGUGCGGUGCCAUUGCUGCCACUGCCAUUCUGGUGCUUGCCUUCCCUUGCAUCGCCAUCUGGAAGAACUACAAGGUCGACAAGAGGCAGAACAAGGGUGUUAUGCUUUAA
Messenger RNA from Aspergillus wentii DTO 134E9, 1824 nucleotides. It is a transcript of the gene sit2, whose product is annotated as putative siderochrome-iron transporter. NCBI's taxonomy places the organism in Eukaryota, Fungi, Ascomycota, Eurotiomycetes, Eurotiales, Aspergillaceae. Gene Ontology annotation, molecular function: transmembrane transporter activity. The record is from RefSeq and is a predicted model, not a curated record. The coding region runs from base 1 to 1824 and encodes 607 amino acids. The transcript has 3 exons. Gene Ontology annotation, biological process: transmembrane transport.